Messenger RNA from Trichoderma harzianum CBS 226.95, 4572 nucleotides. Its product is annotated as carbohydrate-binding module family 24 protein. Bases 1 to 4572 code for a protein of 1523 amino acids. Gene Ontology annotation, molecular function: chitin binding; hydrolase activity, hydrolyzing O-glycosyl compounds. The transcript is spliced from 7 exons. The record is from RefSeq and is a predicted model, not a curated record. Gene Ontology annotation, biological process: carbohydrate metabolic process. Lineage: Eukaryota; Fungi; Ascomycota; Sordariomycetes; Hypocreales; Hypocreaceae.
AUGUGGCUGACCAAGAGGUCUGCUGUCGUCUUCAUCCUUUGGGGGACUGGCUUUGUGCGUUCCGCCAUCAAUAUCGAUGGUUCUCAAGCCGUGGAGCCUGUCAAUGAAGAUGACCCUUCGCCUAUUGGAGACAUCAAUACAUACUACCCUGAACGAUAUGAUUGCCCUCUCCCGUGUAUUGAUCUUGCAAAUACACACACUUGGACACCAUAUUUGUCUGUGGACCGUCUGAAGCGUUGCAAUGAGCCCAUGCUGCUGCAAUUCUCUAUUACACAACCACUCGAUGACCCAAAAUCCAAUAUCUUGAUACGAAGCUGCACGCUUGGUUCUCAAGAGUCUUCCUUUAAGAGCACUAUAUCCUCGAUACAGAAUCCGAAGAAAGGCAAAAAUCUGUUUCGAGGUGGAAGUCUCAAAAACUCACCAGCAUGUGCAAUUGCUGGUUUCCAAGUCGACGACAAGCUUGUGCUUGCCAAGAGCAGCAGCGGCAAAGGAAACGGCCGUGAAAUUGCUAGCCUCUUGGAGAGCAUGAGCGAAUACUUUGAAGCCAAAGACAAUUGCGACGAAAACUUUCUUUUUGCCUAUCACAAGGAAACCGUCGCAAGCGUCUACAUCGGCCCCGGCCUUGGGAAGCCGACUGUGAGUUCUGCCUUGAAAAGCCUGGCUGCGAAUGUGCAGGACAGCAACUCCAUCUCCAACCACCUAGUUGCCCAGCUUUGUGGCAGCGGCCGUCUAUCAACUAGAACCUUUGGUGUCUCGGUUGACACGACUGGUGAUCUUGCGGCUGUUCAGAAGACAGCCUUAAGCUGGAGCAAUGGCGUUUGCGCUUCAAAAGGAGACCUCAUUACGGCAGGCAACCUUGCUGGCGUCAAGGUGUUGGACAUUGGCGGUUCCAACAGCACUUUCAACAGUGGAAAAAGCUCAUUGACCUCCAGAGCAGCGUCUUGGAUUUCCCAAAGAGACAAGCAUGCACGCAACAUGUUGGACGAACGAGCGACUUGUCGUUAUAUACAAGUCGUCCCUGGAGACAGCUGUGGGGCACUGGCUUCUCGAUGUGGCAUAUCGCCUGCUGAUUUUACAAAGUACAACCCUUCACCUACUCUUUGCUCUACUCUUCAACCGGGAGAUUACGUAUGCUGCUCAUCCGGCACCCCGUUCGUGCCUCCAAAGCCUAAGCCAAACCCUGAUGGCACUUGCGCAACACACCUCAUUGUGAACGGAGACUCGUGUGACGCUCUAGCCAAGGUGAACAACAUCACGACUGCUGAAAUUGAAAGCUUCAAUAAAGGCAAAACUUGGGCUUGGACCGCGUGCAAAGACAUGCUUGUCGGCUACAACAUGUGUCUGAGCACUGGCAGGGCGCCAAUUCCGCCUCCUCAGGCCGGAGCAGAAUGUGGCCCCUUGGUUGCUGGGACAAAACUCCCAGCAGACAACACCACCUCGUUGGCAGAUCUCAAUCCUUGUCCCCUAAAGGCUUGCUGCAGCAAUUGGGGCUUUUGCGGUGUUUUCCCUGCGCAUUGCGACGUACAUGCCCCUUCAGGGGGUGGUCCAGGAACCAAAGAGCCUGGCUACCAGAACACUUGUGUCUCAAACUGCGGUAACAAGAUCAAAUCGAAUUCAGGUCCUCCUGCAACAUUUCAACGGAUUGGAUAUUACGAGGCAUUUGGCCUGGAUAGAGAUUGCCUCUGGCUAAAGGCCAAAAAUGCAAACACUGAUGGCACUUACACGCAUAUUCAUUGGGGCUUCGCCACAAUCGACUCGAGUACAUGGAAGCUCAAAAUCAACGACACCAAAGGCCAGUGGGCGGAUUUUAAGAAGCUGCCCAAUGUCAAGAAGAUUGUGUCCAUUGGUGGUUGGGCAUACUCGACCGAAGCAGCAACCUACAAUAUUAUCCGACAAGCCAUCAUCACAAACAAGAAUGCGUUUACUACGAAUCUUGCUCAAUUUGUCAAGGAUGAAGGCAUAGAUGGUAUCGAUAUUGACUGGGAAUACCCCGGUGCACCGGAUAUUCUCGUCGGCGGCCAACCAAUUGGUCAAAAGAAUGAUGGAGCUGACUAUCUUAGCUUUCUCACAUUGCUGAAGCAGAAACUAGGCUCAGGGAAAUCUGUGUCAAUUGCAGCACCGGCUUCAUACUGGUACCUCAAGGCCUUCCCCAUUGACAGAAUCAGUGCGGUCAUCGACUACAUUGUGUAUAUGACUUAUGACCUACACGGCCAAUGGGAUUACGGGAACGCAAAUGCGUUUGACAUGUGCCCGUCGGGUAAAUGCAUUCGCAGUCAUGUCAACAUAACCGAGACUAGAAACUCUCUUGCAAUGCUUACAAAGGCUGGCGCAGCAAACAACAAGAUUUUCGUCGGUGAAGCCAGUUAUGGGAGAUCCUUUCACAUGGCUACAGAUGGAUGCUGGGGGCCAAUGUGCGACUUCACCGGAACCAGACUCCAGUCAGAUGCGAAGCCUGGGCGAUGCACUAAGGCACCUGGUUAUGUUGCCUAUGCUGAAAUCAACGAGAUCAUCAAGAAGGGUGACGGUGCUCAAACGUUCCGUGAUAAUUCUUCUGACUCGGACAUAAUGCUCUAUAAAGGAGACUAUGUCAGCUAUAUGACAACAGCAACAAAGGACACAAGACGUAAUGAAUGGAAAGGAUUGAACUUUGCCGGAAGCAUAGACUGGGCCGUAGAUUUGCAAUCUUUCACAACAGAUGACCUGGACGCUCCACCAGUCACACCAAAGCCCGGCGACAAUGGCUGCGUCUCCGGAGAAGACAACAGCAUCAACUCCGGAGAUCUCUGCGAAUUCUCAUGUGGCCACGGAUUCUGUCCGGAAUCUCUCUGUACCUGCGUCACACAGGGAAUGACAACUAACCUUCCAUCGGCAUCAGAGUUGGAGGUUAUGGCCUGGGACCCAUGGGAUGUAGAUUUAAACCGACUCUGCAAGUUCAGCUGCAAAUACGGCUAUUGUCCACAAGAUAUCUGCACGGACAUCCCCAAAGAAGAUGAGGGCGAAGAGGAGCCCGACACGGGUUACUUCAACUAUACGGAUGCGAGGUGGCAAAACGCUCAACACUGCCUGCUCUUCAAGGAUCCCCAGUACAGAGACGUCAGUGUGAACCAGUGCAAGCCGGUAUGUCAGGCGGCACUCGACGAUGCGGAAAAAGAAGGCCGGACAAGCAACUAUGGCUGUAUUGGCAACUUUCCGGUCGACAAAGAGAUUCCGUGGGAAAAGUAUCCGGGAGCCAGUUACGAAGUUGCGCCGGGACAAUGUCUCUGCGACAAUAUGCUCAUCAAUGAGAUUGCAGACUUUGUCUUGGAUGCGCUGCCAAUUAUUGCUCAGAUUGGGUGCUACAUUCUCAUGUCUUCUCUUAAGCUUGUGCUUGAGGUUGGCUUGGAAUUCAUCCCUGGAGUUGGGAAGCCUCUCGAUGCCGGCUUAGUUUUUGUCUUAGAUAUGGCUCUAACCGCGACCGAGAUGGUGAAUUACAUAUAUCCAGAAGGCGAGGACCCUGGAGGUGCCUUUGAAUGGUGGUUGAGUCCAUGUGGUGGCUCUGGACUGGUGCCAGACGACAUCAAGAAUAUCUUUGACACUCUUAGCCAGGUUGCAGGGGGUGUUUCGAGUUUCAAACCACCGAAAAACAUCCCCAAAGGAAGCGGCAAGAAAGGUGACGACGGCAAUCCGACAGAUAGAGGAAAGCCUCGGCCCAACACUGGUGGCAGUGGAAAAGGCACGCCGGCCAAGAAGCAAUGCAAGGUUCCGCCCUCCAAGCAGACCCAGCGUCUUGGCCAGGGGAAGAACACGCUGCGCAUACAAUCCUGUGUCGGCGACAAGACGAAGACCACCGAGAUCGUUGUCACCUCGCUCGACUACGCGGCCAAUGCGAAGCCGACGCAAGUGGCCAAGGCUUGCGAUGCUGCUUGGUCGCAGGCGUGUUACCAUUACAGCUCAGCCAUCCGAGUCAACCCCCAGUGGGCAACACUCACAUGCCCGCAAGAAGCUGCGGCGACAAAACAUCGUCUCGACGCCCGGGCGACGUCGGUUUGGUCGAGUCAGCACGCCGGAGAGGGCUGGCAAGAUCGAAAUGCUCCCGGACGCACAUGGCAGAACUGCGACAGAGACGAGUACCCGCCAGCAUAUCUUCUGGGCGAGACGGACCCAGCCUAUAUAAACAGCGGAUCAAACAGCAAAGGGCAGUUGGUUCGCUAUGUACCCAACACGCAGAAUCAAAAGGCCGGUCAGAUGUGGAAGGGCACAUGUUUCGGUACUCCGGUAAAAGCCUUGUCCGAUAAGGUCUUGAUGGACAGCGUGGCGAAGGCGCCUCAGUCCAAGAAGCAGAAUAUCCAAAAGGUGAACUUUGAGCAAACAAUGGCAGAAAUUGGUGUCGACGUUCGCCCCGAGUUUACCAUCUCCUCAUGGGGUCCCCCGAGCAGUGCGGAUGCCGGUCUGUCGGCCAAUCCAUGCUGGCCAAAGGGCAUUGCUGCCGCCGACCCUGGGUUUGCUCUGCUCACAUAUGAUCCUUAUUAUGGAGGCCGAGCGCCGGCGUACGACUACAAAGCAAAAUAUGUCAAAGGUUCAAAUGGGUCUUGA